Molecule: messenger RNA, 2100 nt
Organism: Closterium sp. NIES-65
Lineage: Eukaryota; Viridiplantae; Streptophyta; Zygnematophyceae; Desmidiales; Closteriaceae
Source: the annotation of a GenBank genome assembly
AUGCUCUUUCUUUCUUCACAUGUGUUUCCCUUCCGUGCUCUCCCCCCUUCUUUUCCAUCCUCCGUCCCCCUCAUCUCUCCCAUCCCCACCGUCCCCUCUACCCCUCCCAUUCUCAGUCGCCCUCAUUCCCUCAUUCUGAACCUGCCCCAGGAUUCCGCUCAUCCUUAUCCCCAUCCCAUCCCCGCCCUCUCCCCUUUUCUGCACGCCUUUUUUGGCCCAAUCACAGCGCGCCACGUCACCCACCCCGACCUCCACGUGUCACUGUCCAUGACUACCCUGCGCGCCAAGCCAGUCCCUACUACCACCACACUUCCCACCCCAUCGCUAUCCCCAUCCAUAACUCUCUUGUCGCCUCGUGCUGUUGCCACUGCUCCUCCCCCUCCUCCCCCUCCUUCUCCCUCUCCUCCUCCUCCUAAGCCUUCUCCUUCAGUUAUUCCUGCUCCUUCCACUUCCUCCCCUUCCUCCUCCUACUCCCCUUUCGCCUCCUCCUCCCCUUCCGCAUCCUCCUCCCCUUCCGCCUCCUCCUCCCCUUCCGCCUCCUCCUCCCCUUCCGCCUCUUCUUCCUCCCCUUCCGCCUCCCCCUCCCUUUCCGCCUCCUCAUCCCCUUCCGCCUCCCCCUUCCCUUCCGCCUCCUCAUCCCCUUCCGCCUCUUCUUCCUCCCCUUCCGCCUCCCCCUCCCUUUCCGCCUCCUCAUCCCCUUCCGCCUCCCCCUUCCCUUCCGCCUCCUCAUCCCCUUCCGCCUUUUCUUCCUCCCCUUCCGCCUCCCCCUCCCCUUCCGCCUCCUCAUCCCCUUCCGCAUCUUCCUCCUCUCCGCCCUCGUCCCCUCUACCUACCAGCAGCACCAAUGCAUCCACAACCAUCCCUCAGGUCACGUCAACCCUCCCCCCUGCCUUCUCCCCUCCCCCUCUUCCAUCCCCUGUUUCCAUCCCCUCUUCUCCCCCAUCCCUCGCCUCCUCGUCUCCCUCCUCUCCUCCCUCCUCCCCUCCCUCCUCUCCUCCCUCCUCCCCUCCUCCCCCCAGUUUCCCCCCUCCUCCCUCUCCCCCUCCCUCCUCUCUACCUCCAUCCCCCCCCAGCUCCUCCCCCUCUGCUCGCUCCUCCUCUCCCCUCCCCGCUUCACACACAGCACCACAUCUCCACCACCCCUCCUCUGUCUCACUGCCUGUGUCUGCUCACGGCAUACCUGCACCUCCACCUGCACCUGUACCUCCAACCAGCCUCCUCCCUCUCAUCCAGUCAGUCCAAGCUAUGGCUUCUGCUCUUCUGCUCGAGGAGGAGCCUACUAGUCAAUCUUCCGCGGAUUCUCCUUAUUUCCGUGGUUCUCCCGAGCCUACUACUCGCACGGCCGAUCCUACUGGUUCGUCUGAGGAUUGGGAUGAUCUGGUGAAGUCUGUAGUUCUGGGUGUGAUGUGCGUCCCCUCUGCUUCUGCCGAUGCUGCUGAGUCAACGCAGGUCAACGUUCCCAGUGCUGCUGCUGAGUCAACGCAGGCUGCCACGGCGACAGAAACCUCUGCGACCGAAGCAGCCGAGGUCAAAGCAACAGAGGCUAGAGCAACAGAGGUUAGAGCAACAGAGGAUAGAGCAACAGAAGUUAAAGCAACGGAGGUUACAGCAGCAGAGGUUAAAGCAACAGAGGUUAAAGCAACAGAGGAAACAGCAGCAGAGGUUACAGCAGCAGAGGUUACAGCAACAGGGGUUAAAUCAGCAGAGGUUAAAGCAACAGAGGUUACAGCAGCAGAGGCUAGAGCAGCAGAGGUUAAAUCAGCAGUGGUUAAAGCAGCAGAGGUUGGAACAGAGGUUACAGCUGCAGAGAUCAAAGCGACAGAGGUAACAGCAGAAGCGGAGGAACCAGCAGGAAUCAAAGGAGGAGCAGCAGCAGAAGAAGCGGCCAGAAACUUGCAUGGCCUAGAUGCUCCAGCGGUGUCUGUACUCGCAGCUGUAGAAGCAUCUGCUGUUGACACUCCAGCUGCAGACAAUCAGGCUGUGGCAGUUUCGGCUGUCGCAACUUCUGCUAUGGCAACUCCUGCUGUGGCAACUCCUGCUGUGGCAACACCACUGAGACACCGGCAGCCACAGGAGAAGGAUCCGCAGCAAGCGGAGUAG